Messenger RNA from Rotaria sp. Silwood2, 1446 nucleotides. The record is from the annotation of a GenBank genome assembly. Lineage: Eukaryota; Metazoa; Rotifera; Eurotatoria; Philodinida; Philodinidae.
AUGUAUAAAAAUACACACGAUCAUGAGCAACGUCGCACAACAACUCGUGCACCAUCACCUGUACGCGAGUUGGUCUCAAAAUAUGUUAAUUGUAAUCUCACAGAAACUCAAAUUAAAAAUUUAUUGGUAGUGGAUUGUCCAUCAACUUCAAUACCAAGAAAUCAAUUAUCAAAUUUAAUCAAUUAUACUCGUCGAAAAAAUAAUCCCGAUAUAUUUUCUGUUUACGACUUUAAUCAAUGGUGUAUUAAUCACUCAUAUGAUGAAAAUUCAUUACAUUCAACGUUCAUACCUUACUAUUAUAUCAAUGAUAUUAAUGACAUUUUUGUUUUAUUUGCGACAAAACAAUUAUUAAAAGACGCACAAUCUUCAACUCUAUUACAAGUCGAUGCAACAUACAAACUCACGUGGAAUGAACUCCCGUUACUAGUGUUCGGUUCAUCAGAUGCUGAUCGUCAUUUUCGACCUUUCGGAGUGGCUUUAAUAUCAAGUGAUGAAACUUCAACAUGUUACAUUGAUUUAUUUAAACAAUUAAAACUCAUCUCAACUCAAGAAAAUCAACGUGAGUAUGUUGUAAAUUAUGUAAUGGCAGAUGGUGCACCAGGAAUUACAAGUGCUCAAAAGGAAGUUUUUCCUCAAGCAAGACGUCUUAUGUGUUGGGCGCAUGUUGCUCGUAAAUGCCGAGAACAUAGAAAACUAGUGCCAACAGAGAAAUGGAAACAAAUUGAUAUUGAUAUACAUAAUUUACAACUAUGUUUUUCAGAUAAUAUUUUUAGUCAUGGUACAAAUCUGCUAAUGAAAAAAUGGUCAACUGAUCCACUUAUUCAGCAAUUUCAAUCAUACUUUUUCAAUCAAUGGAUUGAAACAUUACCUCUAUGGUAUGAAGGUGCUGCAAUAAAUAUGCCAUUAACGAGUAAUGGCUGCGAAUCUUUAAAUUCCAUAAUUAAAAAGAAAUACACAAUGAGAAAUAAACUUCAUUUAUCAUCGUUUCUACCAAAGAUUGAACAAAUGCUAAACGACUGGUCAACUGCUUCAUCAUCAAAUGUUUUUGUAAGUAAACCAUCAAUAUCUUCUGAUUUAGAGUUAUGCGCCUUCAAAUGGUCGAACAACAUCGAUAAGCUUGCUGUUUUACAUUGGUUUGAUUCAUGGUACAUUGUUCCAUCAUCAAAUUCUUUAAUCACACCAGCUGUUUGGCUUCAAAUGUAUCAGCUUCAGCGGUGGUCGUCAUUUGACGGACUUGUUAUUUGGUUAAAAUCUUGUCGGCUUGUAUCUCCACUAUUUUCAUGUACAUGUCCAACUGGCUUGAAAUAUUACGUAUGCAAACAUUCAGUUGGCCUAGCUAUGAUGCUCAACCAAUACGAAGUUAAUGAUAAAACUCGGUUACAACUUUUGGGUAAGAGACGUGGCAAAGGUAGAUCGAAAAAAGUUCAAAGUGCUCUAUUGUUAUAA